Messenger RNA from Protopterus annectens (West African lungfish), 1032 nucleotides. RefSeq names its product lectin-like. The record is from RefSeq and is a predicted model, not a curated record. Gene Ontology annotation, molecular function: signaling receptor activity. Bases 256 to 753 code for a protein of 165 amino acids. The transcript is spliced from 5 exons. Lineage: Eukaryota; Metazoa; Chordata; Ceratodontiformes; Protopteridae.
UAUAAAUUAAGAGGUCUCUAAACUAAUCUUGGUCCAAUAAAUUAAGAGGUCUCUAAACUAAUCUUGGUCCAAUUUUUGACUUUCCAGUUCCAACCUGAAGGAAAGAUCUCUAGAGCUGCAAAAGACAUUUAGUGUCCUGUUACUACCUGGUCCACACAUGUUCUUUACAAAACAGCUUCUGGUUUCAACUUAAACACCAGAGAAACAUUUCUACAGAUUUAUCAGGUGUGUGCAGUAAGACAUUCAGAAUUUCAAAUGGCAAUGGUUUCAGCAGUCGCAUACAGACAGACAUUGACAAUUCUGCUUGUGAUCUCUGUAGGAAAUAAAGCGGCUGCAAGCAACAACCAGUGCAAAGAUUCCUGCAUGACUCACUGGGAGGAAAAAUACAAUUCCUGUUAUAGAUUUUUUCCUGAGCCAACCACCUGGAGAACAGCAGAGGACACAUGCAUUUUCUUUGGAGGGAAUCUUGCUUCACUCCACAAUGAAGAAACCACUCAUUUCCUUAUCAGGCUAACAGGAAGCACAUCUAAUAAACUUGUACGAUCAUGGAUUGGUGGUAAGGAUAUGGAAAAGGAAGGCACUUUUGUCUGGACAGAUGGCACUCAUUUCAGCUACGAGAACUGGGCUCCCUCCAAACCUGAUGGAAAAGAGAAUGAGAACUGCCUGACCAUUAACUCUGGAGAAGCUGGCCAAUGGAAUGAUGCAGACUGUGCAAAACUGUUCCCAUACAUCUGCUCAUACAAGCUGUUGUAAAAAGACUCCACUGCAGCUUCAUAUUCCUUCUGAUUCCUGGGAAAGAAUGCAGUUUUUAAUGCCUUCACUUCAUAAAUGGAGUCGCUGGUUCCCUCACAGUUAUCCUUUCAGCAUUUUGUAUUUUAAUGGAAUAAAUGCAUAAAUUUCCAGUGUCUGUAUAUUUUUUCUAACUAAACUUGAUAAAUUCAGUGAAAAUGUAUCUAAAUGUUAUUCAAGCCAUAAAGAAAUGCAACAGAAACCAUGGUACUAGUGAAAGAUUAAAUGUUCCUAUCUGUAAUA